Molecule: messenger RNA, 1638 nt
Organism: Malassezia globosa CBS 7966
Lineage: Eukaryota; Fungi; Basidiomycota; Malasseziomycetes; Malasseziales; Malasseziaceae
Exons: 1
Coding region: 1-1638 (545 amino acids)
Biological process (GO): carnitine metabolic process
Cellular component (GO): mitochondrion; peroxisome
Molecular function (GO): carnitine O-acetyltransferase activity
Source: RefSeq, a predicted model, not a curated record
AUGAAGACGCUUCAGGAGCGUCUCGUCAAGCGCGCCACCGCUGAGGGCCGUGAGAGCUGGCUUUCGGACUGGUGGCUUUCAGCCUCGUACAUGUCGUACCGGGAUCCCGUGGUGCCAUUCUCGAGCUACUUUUAUCUGCACAAGUCAGUGCCGAAGACGACCUCUGGCAUCACGCGCAGCGCUCACCUGCUUAAGGCGAUGAUGGCGUUCCGCCACCUGCUCGUGACGGAGCAACUUGCGCCUGAAAAGACAAAGACAGGAUAUCUUUGCAUGGAGCCAUACAAGUGGAUGUUCAACUCGUGUCGAAUCCCCGUCGCGGGAGAAGAUGUGUCGACGUCAUUUGACCCGGCGGCUCACCAACAUGUGAUUGUGGUUCGGAAUGGCCACUUUUUCGCUGUCGAUCUUGUGAACAAAAUGACCGGCAAGGAGCUUAGCGUCGCUGAGAUUGAGGUCCAGCUAGACCGCAUCAUGAACGACUCACGUACACAGAAGAUGGCCAGCGCACCAGUCGGUGCGUUCACGGCGGCAAACCGCGAUGCAUGGCUUAAGAACCGCGAGGCUCUUCUGUCUGGACCAAGUGCUGAGCAGAACCGCAAGGCUCUGGAGAAAAUUGAAAGCGGCAUCAUCGUGCUAGCGCUCGAUAGUGGGAAGCCUGUGACAUUUGACGAGCGUGGCGUUGCUGUGUAUGGCGGCGAUGCGCGCAAUCGUUUCUUUGACAAGCAGCAGAUCGUCGUAUCGGAAAAUGGCGCAUCGGGCUACAUCGGCGAGCACUCGAUGAUGGAUGGCUCGCAGACGCUGCGCCUCAACAACUUUAUGGUUAGUGCCCUUGAGGCUGGGAAAAUUGAGCUUGGCGGUCCUUCGUCGGGAUCCGUGCUGGACGAUCCUGAAUUCCUAUCGUUUGACGUCAAUGCGGACUUGUCGAAUGCGUCAAACGCAGCAGGCCAAGACUUUGCGUCGCUUAUGGAUGAACAGGACAUGUCUGUGCUGGACUUUACCGCAUAUGGCAAGGAGGCCAUUAAGCAAUACAAGUGUUCCCCCGAUGCAUGGGCACAGAUGUGUAUUCAGUUGGCCUUCUAUAAAAUGUUUGGUCAUCCGUGUGCCACAUACGAGGCUGCACAGACGCGCAAGUUCAAGCUGGGCCGCACGGAGACGAUCCGCAGCUGCAGCCUUGAGAGCCUGGCCUUUUGCCAAGCGAUGCAGGAUACGAAUGCGACGGAUGCAGAACGCUACGAAAAAUUCCAAGCUGCUGUGACUCGGCAUGUCAAGAACGCAAAGGAGGCAGCGGAAGGCGCAGGCGUCGAUCGUCAUCUCUUUGGAUUGAAGCGUUUGAUUCAGCAGGGCGAGGAGCCUCCUGCUUUGUUCAGAGACCCAAUGAAUGCGCAGAGUGGCACAUGGAUCUUGAGUACGUCACAGAUUAGCUCUGAGGUGUUCGAUGCGUGGGGCUUUGGUGAAGUAACACCAAAAGGCUUUGGCGUUGCCUAUGCGAUCAAGAACAAUGCUCUCACGUUCACGAUCAUGUGCUUGAAGAAGGUGCAUAGUGCCUCUCGCUUCACCUUCUUCUUAAACGAAGCUGGUAUUGAGCUUCGUGCUAUGCAUGACCGUCUGAACCAAGCGAAAUCGGCGUCGCCCAAACUUUAG